Didymella exigua CBS 183.55 is the source of this 1875-nucleotide messenger RNA. RefSeq lists its product as uncharacterized. The record is from RefSeq and is a predicted model, not a curated record. The transcript is spliced from 3 exons. The coding region runs from base 1 to 1875 and encodes 624 amino acids. NCBI's taxonomy places the organism in Eukaryota, Fungi, Ascomycota, Dothideomycetes, Pleosporales, Didymellaceae.
AUGCCUUUCAACUCACGUAGCUUUUUGAUAUUGGCAUUGGCGACUGCAUUUGCUCUGGAAGCAAGUGCCAUGGAAUUGAAGCCCUGGGGUACCGGCCAUCACCCAAGCGGCGAGUCAGUCGCCAAGCGAGCUGUAGCUGCUUUCAAUCUUGACCCUAUCGAUGAUCCUGGCAAGCUUUAUCCAAAUGUUUUCGGCAAACGAGCACUGCCUUCAAUCGAGCUGAAAGCUAUCAGUGACCCUGGUGUGCUCUUGAGAGGCCGCUCCGAGAAACGAGAGAUGCCCGGGAAUGGCUGUUUCGAUCCUGCUAAGCACUCUACAUUCUUCUGGGGUGGAUAUGCUGGUGACAACAUCUUCGUUGCAAACUUCACAAUGUCUGCACAGACUGACGACGAGUACAUCCUCGCAAUAGAGAACUUCGCAAAGCGGAUGAAGUCAAUCAGCUGUGGUACGCCCGAACAGCCUAUGAUCUUGGAGUUCAGUGACACAGACUCUCUGAAGUACGCAAAAUCAGCCUGGAAGUGGAUCGACGAUGCAGACAUCAACCACUUCACGCUGGUCACAGAGCCCGAUAUGUGCUACAAAGGCGAUAAUCGCUCGCCCUACCUCGUCAGCGCCAUCAAGUUCGAUGACACCAAACUGACAGCUGAGAUCACCGCGGAAGAAAAGCCAUGGAAUGAGAUAGCGCAGUCGUUUAGCCUCAACCUUGGUCACGAGUUUGUCGAUCCGGCAACUGCCAACGUAACCCAUCCUCAUCUCGCGCCUCGAGGAGACGAUGGCACUCAGAUGGAUAUCUCGCAUACGUUCAAAGGCAAUCUCUUCAAUUACGCAAAAGAUUCAAAAGAGACAGCUGGUAUGGCACUGAGUGCCGAUCUCGAGCUGAUAACAGAAGGUACUAUCGUUGCGGACUUUGACGUCAAGAAAAACUGGUUGGGCAUUCCCAACGACGCUACAAUCAACAUCCACCCUCAGGGAGUGAACGGACUGAUGAAACUGCAGCUCAGUGCCGACGGGAAGUUGGGCAAAGAACUGCAGUGGGACAUGAAGCCGGAGAUCUCGAUUCCAGUCCAGGCAUUGAAGAUUGCAGGUAUCCUCGAAAUUGGCCCCUUUAUCACUAUAGGCGUUCACCUCGGUUCCUCGGCCCUUGAGGGCACGAGCGAGAUGAGCGUGGGUGCCAAAGCCAAGAUCAAGGACGAGGCCAAGGUCGAUGUCAGGCUUACCAAACCAGAGGAGAACAAUUUCAGCGGCUGGGAACCGGACUUCGAGAAGGUCGAACCAGUCUUCAGCGGUGAGAUCAACGGUAACGUUCGCGCGUGGAGUGAGCUUGGUGUUCAGCUCAAGGCCGAAGUAUUUGGCAAAUGGGGCUACCAAGCUGCGGUAGAUGCCCAGCUACCCUUCUUCGAAGCAAGGAUGACCGGCAUCAUCGAUUCUGUUGGUGUUUGUAACAGCCAGAAGACGGUUGGCGUUCAACUUGGCACUGAUGUUGGCAUUAAUGUAAACCUCAAUGCCGGCAAAGUCAACAAAGCUCCUUCUUUCGAGAAAGACUUAUUCGAGAAAACAUGGCCGCUCUUCUCGACCUGUGUUCCAGUCGGGCCAGACAAUGCUAAGCCCACUGAGACUCCCGAGCCAGAGCCUAUCGAGGAGCCAAACCCCGCUGAGGAUCUGUCUGAGCCUGAGGUCACUGAGCAGCCAUCGGGGGCGACGCCAACGAUAGAUCGGGGUCCACUUGAGAUUGGUACAGGCAGCAUGCCCAUGAUUACGGGCGGACCUCAUUUGGUCACCGGCACCGGUACUGCUUCGAGUGGAUGGCCUAUGUACACUGGCAACACCACCUUCUUGAGGAUGGCCCAGCGCAGACCCACAGCUCUGUACCUCUGA